AUGAAAGCGGAAGUUCAGUGCGUGUCCGAGUGCGAGGCGCAGCCCGUCACCAAGCCCGGCCGCUGCCCCGCGGCCGCAGACGUGUCCGUGUUCGCCGCCGCGUGCCUGAGCGCGUGCAGCGGGGACGGCGCGUGCCCGGGGACGCUCAAGUGCUGCAGCCACCGCUGCGGCGCCACGUGCCAGGAGGCGCGGGGACUCGACACGGCCCCAGGUCUCCCGGAGACGCCCGCCAACCUGACGGUGGAGGAGGCUCGGCGCGGCCGCCACGUGACGGUGCACUGGACGGCUCCAGCCAGGGCGGGGGUGAUGUACCUGCUGGAGGAGCGCCACCACGUGGGCCGCGAGUUCUCGCCGCAGCGGCUGGGGCCGUGGCUGCCCGCCAACCGCACGGCCUUCCCGCACACGUCGCUGCGGCGCCAGGUGCGGCCGGGCCGCUGGUACCUGUUCCGCGUGGCCGCCGUCGGCGCCGCCGGCACCCGCGGCUUCUCGCGGCCCUCGGCGCCCUUCAUGCUCUCCAGGGACCCCAAGCCGCCGGCGGCGCCCACGGACCUGGCGGCCUCCUCGCUGCGCGCCGCCGACGGCAGCUGCACGGGCGUGCUGACGUGGCGCGCGCCCGUCUCCGACCUGCCCGUGCAGCGCUACCGCGUCUACUGGAGCCGGCGCCUGGCGUCGGCCGCGUCCACGCCCACCUCGGUGCUGCAGUACAAGGACCAUGUGUCGCGGCACUACACCAAGUACCUGCUGAGGAACCUGCUGCCCGACUCGCAGUACUUCCUGCAGGUGCAGGCGUUCGCCCAGUUCGGCCCCGACCGGCUCAAGGGCGAGUUGGCCGGCGUCGUGCUCAACACCACGGACAGCAACCAGCUGCGCUAGGGCGGCUCGGAGGGAAGUCGUCCCUGCGGCCGCUGCAUCGCUUCAGUCAGCAAGUGAGGCGGUGACAUCGGGAAGCAACGCCAGUGCUCCGAUCGGGCCACUUGAACACUGCAUUCUGUGAUCGUCUAGCUCUUUCUAACAGACUUCACUUCCAUCUCGGGUGUGACUUGCCAGGAAAAUGCUUUUGGACUAGAGCUAUUGCUUUUACAUGAGGAUUUGUUUUUCUACUUGCACUUAUGUAUAUGUACUCGUAAUAAACUAUUAGGUUUGGUAAUAAAGUUUUCUUAUGCUUUGAAAUUAUUACUACAAAUACUACCAGCUGAUUAUACUUAAUUGUAAAUUUUUCUUAAAAUAUCGUUUUGCACCAGACAUUCUUAUAGAGAAAUAAAACUUUACUAAUUAAAGCAUGUAUUUUUGUGCAGGAUGCGUGAUUGCUACAUAGUAACUAGAAAAACACUUUCACCUUUUUUUUUUUUAAAUCCAUGAGAUAAUUCACAUGCAAUAAUAGAGAAAAAAUGUUUACAAUACCAAUCUGUUUUUGUUAAUACUAUAAAGGUUUUUUUUUUUUUCUCUGAAAGAUAAGUAAUUGACUAUUAACCUAUCAAUCGCUCUUAGGUUUUCACUUCAUAAGGCCAAAUAUAAACUUGAAAAAAAAAUUACUUCUAAUCUUAAUAUUUAAAUAUAAAAAAUGUUUAACCUAGUAAUACUUACGUAUUCUAAUUCCCAUUUAUUGUAGUUAGUUUUUUUUAAAUAUAAAAUUAAAAAAAUAUUACAUCAUAAAAUGCAUACAAGCCUUCUGUUUAUCCUCAUUUUCAAGCAAAAGUUUUAUUUCGUUAUAUAUUAUAAUUUACUAAUAUUCAUAAAUGUGAGAGGUAAUGAAUAUUUCCGUUACUGAAAUACACAAACUAAUUUUUAUAAGUAUACACAGUAUUGUGAUAAAACACCGAAUAGUAAUGUAAUAAGUUAGAAAUAAGAAAGUGGAAGAUUUUAUUGAUGAAAGGUAUUUUAUUUUGAAGAGAAGUUAUAAAUAUCAGUCAUAUUGUAAAAAGUCGUUAUCUAUGUAUACAAUAUGUUCAGCAUAAUUUUUUUUUACUGAAAUAACUAAAAACCAAGUGUACAUAGUUGGGAGGGUCCAGGUUACUCAAGCCGAAGUUUAUGUGCUAUACACAUGCAGUAGGCGUUGCAUGCGUAAUCUGCUAGGAGGGGAUUGGCCAAACCAUGGCUGCGAUUGGCGCCAUGAAUAACUCCCCUCACUUUUUCACUCUAGAUUAAAAAUGGAUAAGUUGGGCUCAGGUAAAACCUGUAUAGACAUAGGGAAAACCCUGUGCACUUACAUGCGGGAUGCAAAAAUUCAUGUAUUAAUUACAAGCAGGUUGUUUAUGGGGAACAGUGAGAUGGUUGAGGAAGAAGAGUUGGACAGAGUAGAAAGAGUCUACCAUGCGGGGGUUGGGCGCUUGUUCAGCAUCAAUGUAACUGAAGUUAUGAGUACUGAUAUGAUUUAAUAUUUUGAUUUAAUUAAGUUAAUUACGUUUUUAUUUAUGUAUUUAAUAACAGUUUAUAAAGAUUUAUAAUGAUUUACGAUGAUUUUAAGUGAUUGAUUUGCGAGGUAUAUUAUACUUGCAUGUAGAAUGUAAACAAUCUAACAGCUGUCAUGUCAGUUAAACAGAUGGCGCCUCCUAUAGGCUAUGUUAGUUGAAUAUUUUUUAAUUGGGAAUUCCAUAAACAGAUGGAAUUCCUAACGAAAAUAUGAUUACUAUAAAUGUUUUUAAAUCAAUUUUGUAAACGAAAACAUUAUAAUUUUCAAAUAUUUGUAUAUUUUUGGUGAAUAGCGGGGAACAUAAGCAUUAAAAAGUUGUUAGAAUAUUUAAUUUUGAUGAUGAAUUAAGGGAGAUAUGGCGUUGCUACAAAAAAACACCGUUGAGAAAUUAUAUAUAAUAAAUUUUCCAUAAUAUGUGAUUAUGGUGUAUGUAAGUGUAAAUGUUUUUGUAAUUCAUUCAGUAACUAGUCAGUAGUGUUUUUAAAGUAAAUAUUAUAAAUGUAUUUGAUAUUAAAAAAAUUAAAUAAUAACCUUUGGAGGCUUCAAAAGUUCAGAUAAUUGUGUUACUUACUUCAAAUAAAAUAAUUUUGACUGCAGGGGUAUAAAUUCCUUCAUACGAAAAUGUUAAUUCUUUCAGUUUAUUUUAAUGACCUGUUUGCACUGAUUUGUUAAUAAUUUCCAUAAAUUUUAUGAUUCAUUCUCCUAUUAAAAACACUAAUAGCAAUAAAGACUACUGAUAUACCUGUCGGUAAUAAUAAAGUUUUGAGAAACAAUGUUUUCACUGUUCAUCGCUGGUAUCUCAUGUUUACGAAUUUCAGCAAGCCACAAUAAAUGUGUGUAUCGGUGAGUUACAGGCCCUGCAGUAUUUUU
Messenger RNA from Bacillus rossius redtenbacheri, 3280 nucleotides. RefSeq names its product anosmin-1 (gene Kal1). Gene Ontology annotation, biological process: neuron differentiation. The coding region runs from base 1 to 873 and encodes 290 amino acids. Gene Ontology annotation, molecular function: peptidase inhibitor activity; protein binding. NCBI's taxonomy places the organism in Eukaryota, Metazoa, Arthropoda, Insecta, Phasmatodea, Bacillidae. Gene Ontology annotation, cellular component: cell surface; extracellular region. The record is from RefSeq and is a predicted model, not a curated record. The transcript is spliced from 6 exons.